Molecule: messenger RNA, 898 nt
Organism: Paramecium sonneborni
Lineage: Eukaryota; Ciliophora; Oligohymenophorea; Peniculida; Parameciidae
Source: the annotation of a GenBank genome assembly
AUGCAAUUUUUAAGCACUGCAAAGCUGAAUUAAGAAACAGAAUCCAAUUCUAAAAUUACAACUUUAGAGAGUAAAAACUAUUUGUAACAUAGAUAAUAUCAAUAAACUUAUAUAUGAAUAGGAUGGAUUUAUUACUUAGAUUAAAAGUUUUGAAGAUAUUCAUAAAAUUCAAGAAUAAAUCAGCUUAUUAUAAAAUAGAAUAGAUGACUUUGAAAAUUGUGGAAAACUCAAAUCUUAUAAUCAAAAUACUUCUGAAUUAUCAAAUCAAAUAAAAUAACUAGAAUAAAGAAUGAUUGAAAUGGACAAUCAAAUUUUAAAUUCUAAAACCUAACCUAGACGUCCUGAAAUUCUAUAAAUAGAAAAUACAUUCAAAAAAAAUAAGAAUGCUGUUAAAAUGGAAAUUCAAUAAGAAUACAAAAAUAUUUAUAAAGUAUAUUUUUAUUAAAUCUAGGAAAUGAAUGGUUUAAGAUGCGAUUUAGAUUAUGUAAUCAACAGUUAAGUGAAGUAAAAAAUUACUAACAAAAUUAAAACUCAAAAUAUCAAUCUAGAAAAUAAUAAUAAAUUAUUAUUUAUAAAUUUAUUAGAAUUAGAAACUUUUAUUGAAGAGCUUGAUUUAUAUGAAAACUAAAAUACACAACGAUUUCUUGAAGAAUUAAUUAAUUGUGAUUCUGAAAAAGCUAAAUCUCUUAAUUAUCAAUUGGCAGGAACAAAAAGAAAAUAUUUAAGUGAAAUUAAAAAAAUUGAGCAUAAAUUUAAAAUACUUGCUGAUUUAGUACAACCUCAAUCCCCCUAAUAAAAAUAUACUGUCUAAUUAAAUUACCAAAUGAAUCAAAUAGUUUAGAGAUUGCAUAAAAAUAUUGAUAUGUUACUUUUAAAAAUUAGUGAAUAAUUACGAUGA